Molecule: messenger RNA, 435 nt
Organism: Helianthus annuus (common sunflower)
Lineage: Eukaryota; Viridiplantae; Streptophyta; Magnoliopsida; Asterales; Asteraceae
Product: vicilin-like seed storage protein At2g18540
Exons: 2
Coding region: 1-435 (144 amino acids)
Source: RefSeq, a predicted model, not a curated record
AUGCUGGUGCCCAGCUUAUCGGAAAUCAAGAAGAAGACCCCUGAGAAGGGUGUCACGUUCAAUGAGGCUGCGGCGAAGAGGCCCAAGAUUACCAUCAAGUCCACUGACACUGCUGCUCAGGAUGCCGCGAAGGCUGUUGAGGCGCAGCGAAAGGUGGAGGAGGGUCGGAAGAGAGAGGAAGAGAAGAAGAGGGUUGCCGAGAAGAAGAGGAAGGAUGAAGAAGAGAGGAAGAGGAAGGAGGAGGAGGAGAAAAAGAAAGAGGAGGAGAGGAAAAGGAAGGCGGAGGAGGAGAGGGUGGCCGAAGCGGCGAAGAAGAGGGCCCUUGAGGAGUUAGAAAAAAAGAAGGCUAUGGAGCAGCCUGUUAAUGUUCAAGGGCCUGAGGUUACAAACCCUACCCACUCUGCUCCUGUCAUUACUUCUAAUGGUGCGGGUUGA